Molecule: messenger RNA, 1218 nt
Organism: Encephalitozoon hellem ATCC 50504
Lineage: Eukaryota; Fungi; Microsporidia; Unikaryonidae
Product: protein kinase domain-containing protein
Exons: 1
Coding region: 1-1218 (405 amino acids)
Biological process (GO): peptidyl-serine phosphorylation; peptidyl-threonine phosphorylation
Cellular component (GO): cytoplasm
Molecular function (GO): protein tyrosine kinase activity; ATP binding; protein serine/threonine kinase activity
Source: RefSeq, a predicted model, not a curated record
AUGGACAAAAAAGUUUUGACUUUUCCAUCUGAGAAGGUAGGCCUGUCUCCAGACAACGCAGAGUUUGAUCUUGUAAUGGCUAGAGGAGAUUAUCUGUCAAAAAACAAAAACCAGAAAUACAUGGUCAUUGGUAUGCUAGGGACGGGGACCUUCGGUCAGGUGGUUAGGUGUGUCGGACCUGAUGGCGAAGAAGUUGCAAUUAAGGUGGUGAAGAAUCAGCCAAAGUAUUAUAACUACGAAAUGAACGAAGUUAGAAUUCUUCAUAAGCUGCUUUACAACAACUUAAAUGACAGAUUUGUAGCCAUUAAGGAUGUAUUCAUGUAUAAACAACAUCUAUGCAUUGUAGAAGAGUUACUUGGAAGAAAUCUUUACACAUUCUUGAAAAUGACAAGAUUUAAGGGCCUGGAUCAUUCUACGGUUAGAACUAUACUUCAGCAAGUACUUGAAGGAAUGAUCCAGCUUUCAAUACUAGGAAUCAUCCAUUGCGACUUAAAGCCAGAGAAUAUUCUCAUAGCUGAUUAUGACACUUUCAAGGUGAAGAUAAUUGACUUUGGGUCAGCAGUUACCUCUCCCCAGGGAUCACACUUUUAUGUUCAAUCGAGAUAUUAUCGUGCACCUGAAGUCAUCCUUGGGAUUCCGUAUGGAUCAAGCUGUGAUGUAUGGUCUCUUGGGUGCAUAGGAUACGAGCUGUAUGUUGGGCACCCGUUGUUUCCGGGAAAGGAUAACACAGACCAAAUAGGAAGGAUCUACGGGCUGUUUGGGUCGCUCCCUAUGUUCAUGAUAGAGCAUGGAAAGAACUCGAGUGUCUUCUUUGAGAAGGAAAACGGAUACAGAUUCGUGGGACAGCCAUCCAGCUUUACCUUAGAGGACAUGAAGAAGGCGAUAAGGUCGAAGGAUAACAUGCAGGAGGAUGACGAUGUAUUCAUAGAGUUUUUGCUGAGGGCAUUGGAGCCUAGCCACCUGGUGAGGCCGGAUGCUAGGUCGUUGUCGGCCCACUCGUAUCUCAAGAUCAAGGACCGUGGGGGAGACCUCUGCAGGGCACCCUCGAGCAGGAACGGAGUGCAGCAGAGCACUCUUCCGUCGAGUAAAAGCAUAAGGCACAUGUCCACAACUGGUGUGAUUCUUCCCAGUAAGAAGCAGAAGCCAAGCGAUGACAGGAGGAAGAUAUCGGUUUACGGGAUUUCGUAUGAAAACAAUCUAAACAGGGACACCGAGUGA